Acaulospora morrowiae is the source of this 289-nucleotide messenger RNA. NCBI's taxonomy places the organism in Eukaryota, Fungi, Glomeromycota, Glomeromycetes, Diversisporales, Acaulosporaceae. The record is from the annotation of a GenBank genome assembly.
AUGGCCAGAAAUUUACCCGCAGGAUGGGAAGAGAGGUUUGAUCCCACUCACAAUCGUCCUUAUUACGCGAAUCAUAAUAAUAGGACAACAACAUGGUAUGAUCCUCGAAUCGAACAUCUCGGUCCGCCACCACCUUAUCAAUCAGAACCUUUGAUGAAUCAACAAUCGCAAUACGUGCCAGACUUCAGCUAUAACCGCGAACCACAAUAUACUCCUGUUCACCAAUAUACUCAUCCUCAAGUAUAUUUUGGUCCGACGCAGCCUUACCAACCAACUUCUUAUUAUCCUG